Messenger RNA from Glarea lozoyensis ATCC 20868, 921 nucleotides. RefSeq names its product Thioredoxin-like protein. Gene Ontology annotation, biological process: response to endoplasmic reticulum stress; protein folding. Gene Ontology annotation, molecular function: protein disulfide isomerase activity. NCBI's taxonomy places the organism in Eukaryota, Fungi, Ascomycota, Leotiomycetes, Helotiales, Helotiaceae. Gene Ontology annotation, cellular component: endoplasmic reticulum. The transcript has 4 exons. Bases 1 to 921 code for a protein of 306 amino acids. The record is from RefSeq and is a predicted model, not a curated record.
AUGUCACAGUUGUCGCAUACACCAUGCACAAACCUCGAAUCAGAAUGGGCAUCCCUCGCACUAAAUCCCGCCGUCUCAAUUAUCUCAAUUGACUGCACGCUCUCUCCGAAAACUUGCGCAUCCCAUGAUGUAGUCUCCUUCCCUGCAAUCCGUCUCUACCAUGGCCCCAAAUACUCUAUGAUUAGAUACCGGGGCGAACGAACUUCCCAAGCUUUAACAUCCUUCCUCUCCCGCGCUCUCCGUCCUCUUAUCACACCGAUAACACCCCAAACCCUAAGCGUUUUCCAAGCCUCCGACGACAUAGUUUUCACAGCCUACAUCCCAGUCACAAACACUGAGCUCCUGGCGCAGUACAGCGCCGUAGCAAAGAAACACCACCUCGACUGCACCUUUGGGAAACUGGAGUCAAAAGGCCAAAUCACGCGGAUUGAAUUCCGGCGAGGCGAGGAAGUGGAAACAUGGGAUAUGUCUACAGAAGCGGGGGCGUUGGAGGGGUGGGUCGAGAAAGUUAUGCAACCGAUAGUUGGGAGGUUGACGAGGCGGAAUGAGAUGGAGUAUCUCUCUUCCGGGAAAUCGCUCCUCUACAUGUUCGCCCCAUCGCUACUACAUGCAGGGCUACAAAAGGCUUUUGUGCCCUUAGCAAAACACUAUGCUGAGUAUAUAUCUUUUCUGGUGAUUGAUUCGACGGAAUACGCAAAUAUGUUGCCGCAGAUGGGGUUGCAGGGACGCGGGUUUCCGUGCGCGGCGUUGUAUAAUCCAAAGAUGGGACAGGUUUUUAGGUUUGAGGGAGGAAAUGUGGUUCCUAGUGGUGUUGAGGAGUUUAUCAAUGGGAUUGUGAGUGGACAGAUUAGAGCUUUGGACCUGGCUGAGGAGGGAGUUGAAAAUAGUGAGCAUGGCCAUGGUGCUCACGAUGAAUUGUAA